CCUCACGCAGACAGCCGCACGGCAGCGCCCUGGAUAACAGGAUUAGCGCUCUAUUAGUCCAAUACUGAGCACCACUGGAUGCGGCACACGGAUCAUUCUGCGAGGAGAGACGGAAGAAACGGAGCGAAGAAUUCACGCUUCAUGGAUCUCCUGUGCUUCAUACUGAUCUGCUUCAAGAAGUUCCGCACUGAGAGUUUUUUCAACGCGCCUCUGACUCUGGAGAGCUGUGUCACCUUUUAGAUGAACUGACAGUCUUAGAAAUACUAAGAGCGUCUCCUGGAGCAGCUUGUACACAAUGAAAGAGAAAAAUCCAGGAAAGCCUCAGAAGAGUCAUUCACUUCCUUCAUUUCUCAGCCCUGCUAUGAGCUACUAGCUCAUUCCUUGCUGGUGGAUGGUAUUAUUUUAUAACCUCAGCUGAACUCAUAGGAGGUGUUCCAAUCUGCUACAAUGGGGUUUGACAACGACACCAACCAAACUCUUAGGUCUACGUUGGCUUCUUAUAGCCUCCAGACGUCCCUGCUGCUCACCAUCCUGGUGGGGAUCAUGAUCCUGUUGACAGUGUUUGGCAACGUGCUGGUGGUCAUAGCUGUGUUUACAAGCCGGGCCCUGAGGGCUCCACAGAACUUAUUUUUGGUGUCUUUGGCAUCAGCAGACAUUUUGGUGGCUACUCUGGUGAUGCCGUUCUCUUUGGCCAAUGAGCUCAUGGGAUACUGGUACUUUGGUGAGGUCUGGUGUGAGAUAUACCUUGCACUUGAUGUUCUUUUCUGCACUGCCUCCAUUGCCCACCUCUGUGCCAUCAGCUUAGACCGCUACUGGUCCAUCACACAGGCCAUUGAGUACAAUCUGAAGAGGACGCCCCGACGUAUCAAGUGCAUCAUCUUCAUUGUGUGGGUGAUUGCAGCGGUUAUCUCAUUCCCACCUCUUAUCACCAUGAAGAAGGAAAACAAUGAGGAGUCACCGGUGUGCACAAUAAAUAAUGAUAAGUGGUACGUCAUCUCCUCCUGCAUCGGCUCCUUCUUCCUUCCUUGCAUCAUCAUGGUCCUGGUCUACGUGCGGAUCUAUCAGAUCGCCAAGAAGAGGACACGGGCACCAACUGGGGACAGGAAGAGGGUGGAGAGGCCUCAGACAGCAGCCGCCGCUGUUGCUAACCAGAGGGCGAAUGGCCUGGGUGCAGGGGAGGGUGAGGAUCGCCAUUGCCAUGAAAAGCUCAACGGUGAGCGGGACAUUGAGCUAAAAGAGGGAGUGGGAAGAGAAAGAGGAGCUGAUGAGGAGAAAGAUGAAGUCAAUGGGGUGGACAUUGAGGAUUCGUCCUCCUCUGACCACAAAGUGAACAAUCCCUGCUCCAUCAAAAAGAAAACAUUUACGGGGAAAACCAAACUAUGUCAAAUCAAACCUGGGGACAAUGAAGUUCAAAAACCAGUACAAAGCUCCAAGGGGAGCCGCUGGAAGGGCCGCCAGAACCGGGAGAAACGUUUCACCUUUGUCCUGGCUGUGGUCAUUGGGGUGUUCGUCGUCUGCUGGUUUCCAUUUUUCUUUACGUACAUGUUGUUGACUCUGUGCGUGUCCUGCUUCGUCCCUCCAAACCUGUUCAAGUUCUUCUUCUGGUUUGGCUAUUGCAACAGUGCACUGAACCCCAUCAUUUACACCAUUUUUAACAAUGACUUCAGGAGGUCGUUCAAAAAAAUACUUUGCAAGAGGGACACCAGAAGAUAUGUAUGACAGACUGCACAACAGACUUUUUUUUAAUGGUAGUGUACAUACAUUGUAAAUAACUUGACUAUUGUGCAUGGAUCACUGGCUUGUGGUUGCUCUACAUGUUCCCUGCUUGGAAAAGCUCUCAGAACGGAGCUGUACGUGCAAGAUCAGCCCAGAGAUUUUCUCAUUCUUUACUGAAACAUCCACCACCCACAGCUUCAAUAUCCACCAUGUUCACACAGAGCAAGGUCUGAACAGUGCAGAACACCACAGAGAAGCCAUUAUCAUAUGUUGUAAAUGCCAUUUUUAUUUUUUUAAAUCCAGCAAGUAAAGUCUAUAUGUGUUUGUAUAUUGUAUGUAAGACAGUACAUUCUACAAAACGUCUGAAUAUUUGUCUCAGUUUUGUUGUCAUGGAUUUAUGGAUUUAUUGUGUCAUUUUGUAUGAAAUGACGAUAGUGAUGGUGAAAAACUGCGGGUAAAUGCAGGCUCUAUACCGAAUAAAGCAAUUUACCUGAACUGGU
Messenger RNA from Sphaeramia orbicularis (orbiculate cardinalfish), 2216 nucleotides. It is a transcript of the gene adra2a, whose product is annotated as adrenoceptor alpha 2A. The record is from RefSeq and is a predicted model, not a curated record. The transcript has 2 exons. Bases 448 to 1719 code for a protein of 423 amino acids. Gene Ontology annotation, biological process: G protein-coupled receptor signaling pathway. Lineage: Eukaryota; Metazoa; Chordata; Actinopteri; Kurtiformes; Apogonidae. Gene Ontology annotation, cellular component: plasma membrane. Gene Ontology annotation, molecular function: epinephrine binding; alpha2-adrenergic receptor activity.